Messenger RNA from Rhinolophus ferrumequinum (greater horseshoe bat), 2965 nucleotides. RefSeq names its product WASP like actin nucleation promoting factor (gene WASL). Gene Ontology annotation, biological process: regulation of Rho protein signal transduction; actin filament organization. The transcript has 11 exons. The coding region runs from base 345 to 1865 and encodes 506 amino acids. The record is from RefSeq and is a predicted model, not a curated record. Gene Ontology annotation, molecular function: small GTPase binding; actin binding. Lineage: Eukaryota; Metazoa; Chordata; Mammalia; Chiroptera; Rhinolophidae.
CUGCCAUGUUGGAUUGUGCGGCCGCCGCCGCCGCCGCUGCCGCCGCCGCGGGAGGAGGGUUGGAGGAGGAGUUGGGAGUUUAGCGCAGUCGCCGGAGUGCGAGGGCAGCGACCAUCCGGCCAGAGCCCAGCCGGGCGGGAGUUGGGAGCUUCCCUUACUCCGCGCGGCCCUCCGUCGGCUCCUCCUUCCCGUGGCCUCCCUCCUCCUCCCCGCGCCGGAGGAGUUGAGCGAGAUGCUGCGCCUCUGACUCCCCUCCUCCCGCCCCUGUCACCGAGAGGGGGGACGAGCGCUCGCCCACUCGCCGGAGGACACGGACCUGGACUCCCAGCCCCGCCGGCGACACCAUGAGCUCCGGCCAGCAGCAGCAGCAGCCGCCGCCGCGGAGGGUCACCAACGUGGGGUCCCUGCUGCUCACCCCGCAGGAGAACGAGUCCCUCUUCACCUUCCUCGGCAAGAAAUGUGUGACUAUGUCUUCAGCAGUGGUCCAGUUAUAUGCAGCAGAUCGGAAUUGUAUGUGGUCCAAGAAAUGUAGUGGCGUUGCGUGUCUCGUUAAGGACAAUCCACAGAGAUCUUAUUUUUUAAGAAUAUUUGAUAUCAAGGAUGGGAAACUAUUGUGGGAACAAGAGCUAUACAAUAACUUUGUAUAUAAUAGUCCUAGAGGAUAUUUUCAUACCUUUGCUGGAGAUACUUGUCAAGUUGCCCUUAAUUUUGCCAAUGAAGAAGAAGCAAAAAAAUUCCGAAAAGCAGUGACAGACUUGGUGGGCCGGCGACAAAGGAAAUCUGAGAAAAGACGAGAACCCCCAAAUGGUCCUAACCUACCUAUGGCAACAGUUGACAUAAAAAAUCCAGAAAUCACAACAAAUAGAUUUUAUGGUUCACAAGUCAACAACAUCUCCCAUACCAAAGAAAAGAAAAAAGGAAAAGCUAAAAAGAAGAGAUUAACCAAGGCAGAUAUUGGAACACCAAGCAAUUUCCAGCACAUUGGACAUGUUGGUUGGGAUCCAAAUACUGGCUUUGAUCUGAAUAAUUUGGAUCCAGAAUUGAAGAAUCUUUUUGAUCUGUGUGGAAUCUCAGAGGCACAACUUAAAGACAGAGAAACAUCAAAAGUCAUAUAUGACUUCAUUGAAAAAACAGGAGGUGUUGAAGCUGUUAAAAAUGAACUACGAAGGCAAGCACCACCACCUCCACCACCGUCCAGGGCAGGGCCUCCGCCUCCUCCGCCCCCUCCGCAUAGCUCAGGCCCUCCUCCUCCUCCUGCCCGAGGAAGGGGCGCGCCGCCUCCACCACCUUCAAGAGCUCCCACCGCCGCCCCUCCUCCGCCACCUCCGUCCAGGCCAGGUGUAGGAGUCCCUCCACCGCCACCCAAUAGGAUGUACCCACCUCCACCUCCAGCCCUUCCUUCCUCUGCACCUUCGGGGCCGCCUCCCCCACCUCCGCCUCUGUCUCUGGCGGGCUCCACAGCGCCACCCCCACCGCCGCCACCUCCGCCACCCCCAGGGCCGCCCCCACCCCCUGGCCUCCCUUCUGAUGGUGACCAUCAAGUUCCAGCUCCUGCAGGAAACAAAGCAGCUCUUUUAGAUCAAAUUAGAGAGGGUGCUCAGCUGAAAAAAGUGGAACAGAACAGUCGACCAGUGUCCUGCUCGGGGAGGGAUGCACUUCUAGACCAGAUUCGACAGGGUAUUCAGCUGAAAUCUGUAUCUGAUGGCCAAGAGUCUACACCACCGACACCGGCACCCACUUCAGGAAUUGUGGGUGCAUUAAUGGAAGUGAUGCAAAAAAGGAGCAAAGCCAUUCAUUCUUCAGAUGAGGAUGAGGAUGAAGAUGACGAAGAAGAUUUUGAGGACGACGAUGAAUGGGAAGACUGAUCUAUAUAUUAUAUAUAUAUUUUUAAGGUGAAGUACUAAACACUACUUUCUGUCUAUGGAUUCUGUAAAAUUAUCAUGUAAAUGUUCUACCAAUUUGCUGUAUAUUUUUGUUGCCUUUUUUGCUUUUUUUUUUUAUUAAUCUGUGCAAUACCUCAUUUACUCUGUAAAGGUUUGUCAUAAUCCUCUACAAAGCUACUCCCUGUUGUUGUGUGCAAGUUUACACCAGGAUGCUCACUGAAUUUGUGAAUAUUUUUCAUUCCAUCAACAAGGGAGUUUAAAUAUAAUAUGUGAGACUGACAAAAACCUUAAUGUAAUUUAGUUAUAAUGCCAGAAGGAAGACACUAUUUUCAUACCCUACUUUUUCUGUACCUAAAUUUUCUUAUUAAGAUCUAGUAUAGCGCUACAUUCUUUUUUAAGUGAUGCAAACCUUAGUUUAGUUAGCCCCUUCGUUUUGAACACAAUGCUAUGUGAAUGUUGAAGCUGAUACAUUGCACAGUUCUCUAGACAUCCCUACACUGAUGCAGUUUCUCAGAUGUUAGCAAUAUGGUCUGCAGAAGUCACUACGGAGAUGCUAGUCGGGGAAAUGGUGACACACCUAUGACAGCAGCAUUGGCUGUUGCUGUGUAGCAGUGGCGUUUGGAGGCUGGAUUCAUAGGAGCCCUUACAUACCUGUACUUGACUGAAGUUACUUUUCUGUGAUAGCAAAUGUGGCAGGCUCUUUUUGGCAAAAAUUUAAGAAAUAUUUUUGGUAUUAUUCUGAAACAAAUGUUACGUAAAGUGUUCGAGUCGGAGCAGCGGUCUUGGGGAUAAUUUUCUUUUAUAUGAAUGAGACUAUACAUUAUGAUUACUUCAAUAUUUAAGUAUGCUAUAGAACAUCAGAACAUUAUAAAAAUAAGAAAUUAAGUAUUUUUAUUUUGCAAUUCAUAUAGAUCAAGGUAUUCAAAAAUAACAACCGAGAAAAUCUAAUCUAGUUGGCAAAGCUAUUCACUGUAAUGUGGAACCUACUAUGCUAUUUGUUUUUAAUUUUUAUAAUUUCUCAAGGUUUUUGUCAAAUGUCAGGUGAAGGGUUAUAUUUGGAACACGUAACUCAAUGAUAGAUU